Messenger RNA from Nilaparvata lugens (brown planthopper), 259 nucleotides. Its product is annotated as ubiquinone biosynthesis monooxygenase COQ6, mitochondrial-like. The annotation marks the transcript as partial. The transcript is spliced from 2 exons. Lineage: Eukaryota; Metazoa; Arthropoda; Insecta; Hemiptera; Delphacidae. The record is from RefSeq and is a predicted model, not a curated record.
UAUUCUUCAAAUAACAGACUUUUAAUAUUUUCAGCUCGGUACUGAUGGUUUCAACUCGAAAGUUAGAGAAGCAAUGGGUGUCCAGUAUCUUUCAUGGAAGUAUAAUCAAUCUGCCGUUGUUGCCACAUUGAAACUGAAGAAGGAUGAAUCAGAAUCGAACAGUUCCGCUUGGCAAAGGUUCCUGCCGACCGGACCAAUAGCACCUUCUGCCUCUGACCGACGACACGAGCUCCUUGGUUUGGACCACCACACCCGCCUG